Messenger RNA from Balearica regulorum gibbericeps (East African grey crowned-crane), 2578 nucleotides. NCBI's taxonomy places the organism in Eukaryota, Metazoa, Chordata, Aves, Gruiformes, Gruidae. The record is from RefSeq and is a predicted model, not a curated record.
GGGGCCAAAGGUAAAGCCAGCCUGCCUAACUUCUUAGACCACAUCAUUGCUUCUGUGGUGGAAAAUAAGAAGACUUCUGAUGCUGCAAAACGAGCUAGUAAUUUAGCUGACACACAGAGAGAGGUGAAGGAAAUGGUAAUGGGCUUAAAUGUGCUGGAUCCACACACUUCCCACUCUUGGCUGUGUGAUGGUAGACUCCUUUGCCUUCAUGAUCCUAGCAACAAAAAUAACUGGAAGAUCUUCAGGGAGUGCUGGAAACAGGGCCAGCCCGUGCUGGUAUCUGGUGUCCAUAAGAAGUUGAAGUCAGAGCUUUGGAAACCAGAAGCUUUCAGCCUGGAAUUUGGAGAUCAAGAUGUAGAUUUGGUGAACUGCAGGAACUGUGCCAUAAUUUCAGACGUGAAAGUGCGUGACUUCUGGGAUGGCUUUGAGAUAAUAUCUAAACGGCUCAGGUCAGAUGAUGGUCAGCCAAUGGUACUAAAGUUAAAGGAUUGGCCUCCAGGGGAGGACUUCAGAGAUAUGAUGCCUACAAGGUUUGAGGACUUGAUGGAAAAUCUUCCUCUUCCUGAAUAUACCAAGAGGGAUGGCAGACUGAAUUUGGCUUCUAGGCUGCCAAGCUACUUUGUCCGUCCUGACUUGGGUCCCAAAAUGUACAAUGCCUAUGGCUUAAUUACUGCAGAAGACAGACGAGUUGGUACCACAAACCUGCACUUGGAUGUGUCUGAUGCUGUUAAUGUCAUGGUGUACGUUGGGAUUCCCAUUGGGGAAGGGACCCAUGAUGAUGAGGUUCUGAAAACAAUUGAUGAGGGAGAUGCUGAUGAUGUAACAAAGCAGCGAAUCCAUGAAGGAAGAGAGAAACCUGGAGCAUUGUGGCACAUCUAUGCUGCCAAGGAUGCUGAAAAGAUACGGGAACUUCUCCGGAAGGUUGGAGAAGAACAAGGCCAAGAAAAUCCCCCAGAUCAUGACCCCAUUCACGACCAAAGUUGGUACUUGGACCAGACCUUACGUAAGCGACUCUAUGAUGAGUAUGGUGUACAAGGCUGGGCGAUAGUGCAGUUCCUUGGAGAUGCUGUGUUCAUUCCUGCAGGUGCUCCCCAUCAGGUCCAUAAUUUGUACAGCUGCAUUAAAGUGGCAGAAGAUUUUGUAUCUCCAGAACAUGUGAAGCACUGCUUCCGUUUGACCCAGGAGUUCAGGCACCUGUCUAAUACUCAUACAAACCAUGAGGAUAAACUGCAGGUGAAGAACAUUAUCUACCAUGCAGUGAAAGAUGCUGUUGGCACACUGAAGGCUCAUGAAUCCAAACUAGCUAGAUCAUAGGAAUUGCUAAUUCCAAAUGCCCUGUGACGUAAGCCUUUUGCUCACAUUAUGUACAGGGAUUGCACAUGACUGCCUCUGCAGGAGCAGGGGCUUCUCACUAAGAGCUGGUGUGGUCAGUAUUACACACACUCUUCAGCCACUGUUUUCUACGCUGCCUCAACACUGAAGGUCUAAUGGAAGGUCGCACUGUUACAUGCAGAAUCCCAGAUUCUAACGAAAGGUGCCAUGUCCCUUUCCCGUGGCCUUUUGCAAAUUGGAAGAACAUGGAAACCACUUGGUGUUCCUGCAUAUUAUGAUUAGAAAUGGUAUAAAGAGUGUGGAUGUUUUUUUUUUCCUCAUGCCUAGUUAGUCUCCAUGAAGUUAGAAGGAAUGUGCUGGAGGUGGGUUGUCCUGCUGCAGACUUAGUUGAUAGCUGCUGAAGGAGUGUGACCAACAGCAGCCCAACUCAGAAAUUUAAGCAAACUUCCCAUGCGAGAUACUGGCCAAGGAAAAGAAGAAAGCUAUUCUCUGCACUCCCCUUCUUGUAGCUGUUUCUCUAUACACUGUAGAGUUGCAGAAAUAAAGGGAGAACCCACUUUUUUUUCCCCAGGAGACUCCAGAAAUAGGAGAAUUGUGUAUUUAGUGAAAAACUAGGUUUGUAGUGAAACAGUUAAUAUUUCAUGAAAGUAGAUAUUUUUAGUAUUUUUGAAGUACCACAACUGUUCCUGGAUUUUCAAGGAAAGGCGCAUUACAUAUAGUCUUCCUUUCAAUAAAAUCAAGAAGUGAUUUUUAGAAAGCAGUCCAAAAUAGCACAAAAACAGCCAAAGGAGAGUGAAUAGAAAUUGACACCCCACCUCCCUUGCCCAUAUUCCUCACCCAUUUUCCUCCCUCUUCCUAUGCCACCCUGUUUCCUCAGAAGUAAAAAGGAGUAUAAACUCUGUUCUCAUGUGGAGAUGUUGUACAUCUCUCCCUGCACUGGUGACUGCAGGUAAUAGUUCACCCAAUACCAGUGCUAGCUGAAAACAUCUAUCCUUUCCAAAGUGAAGGAGAAGUUAAAUUUCAGUGUCAAUUUUGUCCAGAACUAUUUUAAGUAAAAUGUUCCUGCUUGAUAGAACUGUAUUCAGAAUUUACUAAUGUCAGCAUUGAUGCAAUGGAUUUCAUUGUCCGGGUACAUGGGGAAAUGUAUCUACCUUAUAUCCAGCUGUACUGUAGUGCCACCUGCAGGCCUGUUAAUAUGUUCACGGUUAUUUCAUUUUUUUAAAAAUAAAAGUCAUUUACUGUAACA